Eutrema salsugineum is the source of this 1555-nucleotide messenger RNA. RefSeq names its product B3 domain-containing protein REM14. NCBI's taxonomy places the organism in Eukaryota, Viridiplantae, Streptophyta, Magnoliopsida, Brassicales, Brassicaceae. The record is from RefSeq and is a predicted model, not a curated record. Gene Ontology annotation, molecular function: DNA binding. The transcript is spliced from 7 exons. Bases 1 to 1431 code for a protein of 476 amino acids.
AUGGUGAAUAAACAUUUCUUCAAGCCUAUUCUUCCUGGAUUCCACAGCCACUUGAGAUGGGUUUGGUUUUGUACUUGCAUGUUGUUUCAGACGAUUCCUGUAGCUUUCUUCUCCAAGUAUAUACAAGGAACAAAUGAACAGAAGAUGACUACGGCUAAGCUGAGAUCAGACGUGUCAAAGACAGCAUGGAAAGUGAAGAUAGAAGAAGAUGGCCAGAAACUCACUGAUGGUUGGAAACAGUUUGCUCUCGCACAUGAUCUUCGAACCGGUGACAUUCUCAUUUUCAGACAUGAGAAAGGCAUGUCUUUCCACGUAGAAAUAUUGGGGCCUAGUGGCUGUGAAGUUCAAUAUGAGUCUUGUUCAGACGACAAGAGCAGUCUUGGUGAGCUGAAGAAUCCAAGAAAGGAAACAAAGUCUUCUUCUUUAGUAGAUCACUCUCGUUUUGUGGCAAAUGUCGCUCCUUCGACACUAAGUGAUGACGCACUGAAUAUUCCAAUGAGUUUUGCGAGGGCAAAUGGUCUAGGCACAAGAUGUGGAGAGAUCGUUCUGAUGAAUGAAAAGGGUAGAUCAUGGAAUCUAGCUUUAAAACAAAAGAAAUGUGGAAAGAUUUACAUCAGAGGAGGGUGGAGAAGUUUCUGUAGUGCCAAUGGACUGAACGUAGGAGAUUUAUUCACUUUCAAUCUGUUCCAAAGGGGAAAAACUCCGGUUCUACGUUUAUAUCCAAAAACAGAAGCAGGGUCCUCUUCUUCUUCACUAGAUCCCUCUUGUUUUGUUGCCAAAAUAUCUCCUGCAACUCUACGUUAUGACUCAUUGCGUCUUCCAGUUAAAUUUUGGAGGGAAAAUGGUCUAAACAGAAGAUGUGGAGAGAUUGUUCUGAUGAAUGAAAAGGGUACAUCAUGGACGUUGAAUUUGAAACAAAAGAGAUCAUCAUGUGGAACAAUGUUUAUCAGACGAGGUUGGAGAAGUUUCUGUAGAGCCAAUGGACUUAGAGCUGGGGAUUCCAUCACUUUCAAACUAAUCCAAAGAGGAGGAAAUCUGUUUCUACGUUUGACCUCCACAGAAUCCAAAGAAGAGUGCUCAGAAGGUGAUGAAAUAGAGUCUCUUUCCACAGAAUCAGAAAGUGAUCAUGAAGAGAUGGACCAAGAUGAGAAGAGCUUCAAGAAUCCUAGAUCGUUAUGGAAAGCUUCAUCUUCAGCAUCCCAAAACCUGUUUUUGACUUUAACUCUUAAACCUUACAAUCUCACAAAGUCUAAUCUGUAUCUUCCGGUAACCUUCACGAAAUUUCAUGGCAUAAAUGAGGAGACUAAAAUGCACCUGUUGGAUAAACACGGUGUGAAGUGGUAUACGAAUCUGCGGUCUGCAGAGAAAGGUAAAAAAAUAAGACUGGUAGGAGGCUGGAAAGAUUUCUUCAAAGCUAACUGUGUGAGAUAGGUGAACCGAUCUUGUUGAAGCUGAUUUGGGAAGGAGACACAAGAUGUGUCCUUCAGUUCUGCUCUAAGGUGAAGUAAGAGACCAAAUGAAACUAAUGUUUUAGCUUUUGUAAGUGACCAAGACC